GGAGCUGCACACUAAAGGUUUUUCACCUUCAUGCAUAGAAUCCAUGAUGAGAUUGCGGACCUUUGGGGAGCAGAGGGGGGGGGGGAGGAGCGGGUACCCGAAUUUGACAGGUACCAGCUCCCACUUCUGCGGAGUUGUCUUCCCUCCCCGCCUUCUGGGACAGGUGCCAUGUCCCAGAAGACUGCCGAACCAUUCACAAAGCACAGCGCUUCUUGCUUUAUGUGCAGUGGGCACCCAGCUGUGAAGCCACAAGCUGUCACAGUCGGGUGCCCACACUAAAGAUGCCGGCACCGGGAAGAGAAGACGGUGAGGACAGCGCUGGACCAAGGAACAGGUAGGACCAAGGAGCACAGAAGAGCC
This is a messenger RNA of Staurois parvus, 360 nucleotides long. NCBI's taxonomy places the organism in Eukaryota, Metazoa, Chordata, Amphibia, Anura, Ranidae. The record is from the annotation of a GenBank genome assembly.